Rhipicephalus sanguineus (brown dog tick) is the source of this 1653-nucleotide messenger RNA. RefSeq names its product CDP-diacylglycerol--glycerol-3-phosphate 3-phosphatidyltransferase, mitochondrial-like (gene PGS1). Bases 130 to 1557 code for a protein of 475 amino acids. Lineage: Eukaryota; Metazoa; Arthropoda; Arachnida; Ixodida; Ixodidae. The record is from RefSeq and is a predicted model, not a curated record. Gene Ontology annotation, cellular component: mitochondrion. Gene Ontology annotation, molecular function: CDP-diacylglycerol-glycerol-3-phosphate 3-phosphatidyltransferase activity. Gene Ontology annotation, biological process: cardiolipin biosynthetic process. The transcript is spliced from 11 exons.
GGUCUUUUUGCGAACGACACUGUCUUCUGCUGGGAGAAGCGUGCUCCCUCCGGCACUCGUUUAUCUGCAAGAAACAAUUUGACGCUAAAUCUUCUGUUGGUUUCCCGUCUGGGCUGCAGCUAGCCAUUGAUGGCAGAGUCGGGCACCAUGGAGGACUUCCACUGGCUGUGGAAGUUCGGUCCUGGUUUCACCGUUUCGGGCGACAACGUCACUGUGCUGCAGGAGCCAAGCCAGUUCUAUGAGCAGCUCAGGAAACUGACAGCGUCUGCAAGCAAGCGCAUCGUCUUGGCUUCUCUCUACCUCGGCAAUGGCGAACUUGAGAAAGACCUGGUAUCAGAACUGCACGCGGCAGCCAGGAGAAACGUGGAGAUCCGUGUGCUGCUGGACUACACCAGGGGAUCCCGGGGCGAGAUAAAUUCACGCACGCUUUUGAUGCCCCUGUUACAAGAGUUUGGUGCUCCAUCAAGCAGCGUGAGCGAUCAUGGUGAACCUGUGGAGCCCUUGAGCCAAGUUCAGGUGGCGCUGUACCACAGUCCACGGCUUCGCGGACUCAUACGCUGGCUACUGCCGGCACGCUGGAACGAGACUGUCGGACUGAGCCAUCUCAAGGUCUACCUGUUCGACGACACCCUCAUCUUGAGUGGGGCCAACCUGAGUGACCAGUACUUCAGAAACCGGCAGGAUCGUUACGUCGUCUUCCGAGACUGUCCGCACCUCUCCGACUAUUUCUCCCGCGUCGUCCAGACCGUUUCCUCGUUCUCUCUACAACUCCAAGGGGACAACUCUGUUUCUGUUCAUCCCAGCUUCAACAUACAUCCUUUCAAAGGCAGCCAUCAAGAAUUUGUGUCGGCUGCAAACCAGCAGCUCUCCGAACUCAUCAAGCCAAACAGGGAAGUGCCCCCGCAACCAAGUCCAGGUCGUGGUUCGUCCGACACUUGGGUCUUUCCACUGAUCCAGAUGGCGCCGCUAGGCAUCACUCAGGACCAAGAAGUCACCGAGCGAUUGCUCGCUCAGGCUCCACCACGAUCAACAUUGAGGCUCGCGACAGGCUACUUCAACCUCACCGAGCGCUACUCCAACAUUAUCCUCAACAACCAGAGUUCACGCUUUGACCUCCUCGUUGCAUCACCCAAGGUGAACGGCUUCUAUGGUGCGGAGGGCAUCAGUGGUGUGAUCCCGACUGUGUACACCCUCCUGCUGCGCCAGUUCUUCCUGCGAGUCAGGCCGUCCCACGGUCACGUUCAAGUUGGCGAGUACGAGCGGCCCCAGUGGACUUUCCACGGCAAGGGCUUGUGGCUGUGGAGGGAUGGCCAUCCCUGGCCGUGCCUCUCUCUCAUUGGAUCACCAAACUUCGGUUUUCGGUCAGUCCACCAAGAUCUCGAAGCGCAGGUUGCCAUUGUCACAACGAAUGAGAAGCUUCAAAGGCAGCUCGACCAUGAGCAGCAAAGGCUGUAUGAGCUUGCAGCACCUGUCUCCCUCGCCACGUUUCAAAACCCAAGCCGUCACGUGCCUUUCUGGGUCCGGCUUCUGAUGCCGCUGCUCCGGCCACUCUUCUGAUCACCGACAUCUCUCCAUCACUCAUUGGAAUUGGGUGUCAUGAUGGCAUCACAUCUAUAGGUUAAUAAACUAAUUGAAUGAAAUAAACAUCUUUAA